ACUUCCGGUCUUCCUCACGCUGCGCGUGUCUGCUGCACUUUUGACGGCUGCUAAUAUCCAGUCUGCCCUUUCGUCUUCGAGGAAGAAAAAACAACCAGCAUGAACUCCAAACUAACCAGCAGCCAGCAGAAAGAAAUCUGCUCCCAGCUGGGAAGAGUCAAACUGCGUCUGCUGUACAAGGCCAGCAUCCAUGGUUUCAGCGGCGCUGGCUUCCACCAGCAAUGUGACAACCACGGUCCCACGGUGUCUGUGGGCUUCAAUGCUUCCGGUUAUGUGUUUGGAGGCUACACCAAACCACCCUUCAGUCAGUCUGGCGGGUACAUGCAGGAUGAGCAGGCCUUUCUUUUCACCUUUAAUGGAGAAAAGCUCAUCAAAUAUCCAGUCUCUUCUCCAGCUUAUGCAGUAAGAAUGGUUGGUGACUGUGGUCCAUAUUUUGGAGAAGAUUUGGUUCUUGUCAUGAGAGGCAAAGCAACAGUCUAUUCCAAUCCAGGGAAUUAUUACAACUUCACUGCUGCAGAGAUGCAUGGCAACGACAUCCAGCUGACUGAGUGUGAAGUUUAUGAGGUGGAGACAAUGCUAGAACUUGAGAAGCCGUGGAGGCCGGUCGUCUGGGAAAACGAGAAGCGAGUCGAAAUGAUGGAGAGCAUCAGGCUCCACUGCUCCCCGUCCAACUCUGUGGCGCAGGUUCGGGUCCUGCUGAUCGGACCUGUUGGAGCUGGAAAGUCCAGCUUCUUCAAUUCUAUCAACUCUGUAUUCAAAGGCUACGUCAGCAACCAGGCCAUCGCCGGCUGCUCCACCAACAGCCUCACCAAACAGUUUCGCACAUACUCAAUAAAAGAUGGACAAGGAGGAAACCCGCUGCCAAUCAUCUUGUGUGAUACCAUGGGAUUGGAGGAAAGCACGGGGGCGGGCCUUGAUAUCGACGACAUCGCCAGCAUCCUCGAAGGUCAUCUGCCAGACUCCUAUCAGUUCAACCCAACGGCUCCUCUGCGUUCGAAUGCCAGCGGCUAUCACAAGUGGCCGGGCCUGAGUGACAAGAUCCACUGCGUGGCCUACGUCGUCGAUGCCUGCAAGGUCGCCAUCCUGCCGGCAAAACUGGAGCAGAAGCUGGAAGCUAUCCGCAGAAAGGUCAACUUGAUGGGUAUUCCUCAGCUGGUCCUGCUGACGAAGGUGGAUGAAGCCUGCCCUUUGGUUUCACAGGACAUCAGGAACAUUUAUAAGAGCAGCUACAUUCAGGAUAUUAUGCAGGAGGUUGGUGUUCGGCUCGGUGUGCCAAUGUCCUGCGUUGUUCCGGUGAAGAACUACAGCAAAGAAUUCGAGUUGGAUCAAAACUGUGACAUCCUACUUCUCACCGCCAUCAUCCAGAUGUUUCGUUCCACUGAUGAUUACUUUGAUGAUCUCAGUGACCGACUCAGCAAUGUUAAAACCAAAGAAUGAAUAAAAGCAGCACAGCGGAUGUUUAUAUCUUGUCAAACUGCUUUGAAAAGUUACUUAAAAUGACCCGUCGUGCUAUUGAUAAUAAACUAUUGUUAUCGAAAACAA
This is a messenger RNA of Gasterosteus aculeatus aculeatus (three-spined stickleback), 1542 nucleotides long. The record is from RefSeq and is a predicted model, not a curated record. NCBI's taxonomy places the organism in Eukaryota, Metazoa, Chordata, Actinopteri, Perciformes, Gasterosteidae.